Messenger RNA from Fusarium verticillioides 7600, 2049 nucleotides. RefSeq lists its product as hypothetical. Gene Ontology annotation, cellular component: Golgi membrane. The coding region runs from base 199 to 1932 and encodes 577 amino acids. Gene Ontology annotation, biological process: vesicle-mediated transport; intracellular protein transport. The record is from RefSeq and is a predicted model, not a curated record. The transcript has 2 exons. NCBI's taxonomy places the organism in Eukaryota, Fungi, Ascomycota, Sordariomycetes, Hypocreales, Nectriaceae.
CUACAGUGACAGUGGCAUCUUAGAAGUCUCCCUGUUCACAACGUCAAUCAUCAACAACAAGAAAUUCUCUGAAUCACAGCGCUGAUUACCACUGAAAUACCUGAUAUCUCUCACUUCACGACACUGCCACUCAUAAAGACCUCAUAUAGCAACCCGGGAAUAACACGUUACGCGGCGCCGGUGAGCCCAGCCAUCAACAUGGACGUCGCCCAAGCAGUAUCUGGGUACAUCAAUAAGGUGGUUACGACGAGCGAUACGUCGUCUGCCAAGAUGAAAAUCCUCCUACUCGAUAGAGAAACAGUCUCCAUCGUCUCGACUGCGGUCACACAGUCUUCUCUUCUCAACCAUGAAGUCUAUCUCAUCGAUCGUCUGGACAACGCUGCGAGAGAGAAGAUGCGACACCUACGAUGUCUAUCUUUCGUGCGGCCAUCGCCGGAAUCAAUUCAGCUACUCAUAGAUGAGCUUCGUGAUCCCAAAUAUGGCGAGUAUCACUUGUACUUUACAAAUGUUGUCAAGAAGUCGUCCUUGGAACGAUUGGCUGAGGCUGAUGACCAUGAGGUGGUCAAACUGGUCCAGGAGCACUUUGCUGAUUACAAUGUCAUCAACCCUGAUCUCUUUUCUUUCAGCUUUACUCUUCCACAACAGAGAAUCUGGGCAGGGAGUCCUGAUACAUGGAACCCUGACUCCUUACAGCGAUGCUCAGAGGGUUUAGUUGCUGUCUUACUCUCACUCAAGAAAAAGCCCCUCAUCAGGUACCAGAAGACAAGCCCCUUGGCGAAGAAGCUGGCAUCAGAGGUCCGAUAUCUGAUGACCCAAGAGGAUUCACUAUUUGACUUCCGAAAAGUCGACACUCCUCCCAUUCUCCUUGUGUUGGAUCGCCGGGAAGAUCCAGUGACACCACUGCUCACACAAUGGACAUAUCAAGCCAUGGUCCACCAUCUCUUGGGUAUUCAGAACGGGCGCGUCGAUCUGAGCGACGUUCCAGAUAUUAGCCCAGAGCAAAAGGAGAUCGUUCUAUCACAGGAUCAGGACCCAUUCUUCAAAAAGAACAUGUUUCUGAACUUUGGCGACCUUGGAGGCAACAUCAAGGAAUAUGUUGGCCAAUUUCAGUCGAAAACCAAGAACAAUGAGAACAUCGAGUCAAUAUCGGAUAUGAAGCGAUUUAUCGAGGAAUAUCCAGAAUUCAGAAAGCUCUCUGGCAACGUCAGUAAGCAUGUUACCCUGGUAUCAGAACUCAGCAGACGUGUAGCUGCCGACAAUCUCCUAGAGGUUAGUGAGCUGGAACAAAGUCUAGCUUGCAACGACAACCAUGGGACUGAUGUAAAGAAUAUUCAGCGACUCAUUCAAUCACCGAAUGUUACACCAGAAAGUAAGGUUGGCCUCGUAGCUUUAUACGCUCUCCGCUAUCAUAAACAUCCUUCCAACACUUUGCCCAUGCUUCAGGACCUCCUUGUCGCUGCCGGAAACGUAUCUCCGCGAGAGGCAGAUUUGGUCAGCAAGGUGACGGCGUAUCACAACUCCCUUCAAGCGUCACAGUCUCAGGGCGGAAUAUCAGAAAUCUUCGAGUCGGCAGGCAUUUUCUCUGGUACUAGCAGCCGCUUCAAGGGUCUCAAAGGAGUAGAAAAUGUCUAUACGCAACACAGCCCAUUGUUAGAGACUACCCUACAGAACUUGAUCAAAGGACGACUCAAGGACCAGCAAUACCCCUUCGUCGAAGGUGGUGGUACGACCAAGGACAAACCUCAGGACAUAAUCGUAUUCAUCGUUGGGGGUGCGACUUAUGAAGAAGCCAAGAUGAUCGCAGAGCUGAACGCGUCGAGUCCAGGCGUCAGAGUAGUUUUAGGAGGUACAACGAUUCACAACUCGGCGACCUUCUUGGAGGAGGUGGAUGACGCUGUCAGUUCAUGGCCAGAGAGCCGUGGUAGGAGGUAGAGAUUAUGGUCAUAUGAGAAACAGUAUCAAUUGCAGCGACGAUUUUGAGCCAUUUUAAAUCAAAUACAGAUAAUGUCAACCAUUGAAUUGUACCUAAAUUUAUUGUCUAUUGCAAGG